Paramecium tetraurelia is the source of this 642-nucleotide messenger RNA. RefSeq lists its product as uncharacterized. Lineage: Eukaryota; Ciliophora; Oligohymenophorea; Peniculida; Parameciidae. The transcript has 4 exons. Gene Ontology annotation, biological process: regulation of peroxisome size; peroxisome fission. The record is from RefSeq and is a predicted model, not a curated record. Gene Ontology annotation, cellular component: peroxisomal membrane.
AUGUAAAAUUUUAAAAGAGUUGUUAUUUUAUUAUCUAAAACUUCUGGAAGAGACAAAUCUUGUAGAAUUUUACAAUAUUUUGGUAAAUUUUGUGCAGAAUAAUUGAAGGAGUUGAAAUAAGAUGAAUUAUCAUUAAAGUGCAAAAAUUUAAGCUCUAACAUGAGUUUAACUAGGAAAGUCUUAAGAUUUGGAAGAACAAUAGGAAUCAUCAUUUCAAUUAUGGAAUUAUCAAAAUAAAAAGGAAAUAAAGCAAUCAUUCUCAAUAAAAUAUUGAUGAACAUCUCUUGCUUCCUCUAUUUUCUAGUUGAUCAUACUCAUUGGUUUUGUAAAAUUUAAGUCAUACAAAACCCAUAACUAGAAGCUAAAGCAGAUUAUUGGAGUGACGCACUUUGGUGCUUUGAGGCGUUCUUUGAUUGCGUGGCAUUAAUUUUAGAAAUUAGAGAAGAAGAAAAUAAAAGUUAAGAUUCAAAGUCAUCCCAACGUCUUUUCAAUCUCAGAUUGGACCUAUUAAGAGCCUUUAUGGACUUGCUGAGUGCUUAUGGAUUUAUCAGUAAUGGAAAAAUGCCAGGCAAGUGGAUUGGUUUCUUUGGAACAAUUAGCUCAAUUAUUGGACUUAAAUAACAAUGGGAUGCAGCUAAGUGA